AUGGCAGGAAUGAGCGCAUCAGGCAUACCGCUGGAGAUAUCUUGCAAUUAUUGCCAGAACUAUGCAAAGGAUAAGAGGACACUGCAGAAAUGCGCAAGGUGCAGGACAAGCCUUUACUGUUCGCGAGAUUGUCAAAAGAAGGAUUGGCCAACUCAUAAGCCGGCCUGCUCUCCACCGGACGAGCAACGAGAGUUCGUGCAAAAAUCCAUCCUUCGUCUACAAAAGGACGAUCGCCAGUUCCUUGCCCUCCAAUAUGCCCUCGCGCACAAUCUUCUAGAAGACCAUGGCGCCCCGCCUGACCACCGCAAACUCUGGGUGCUCGUCGCGCUCGUCAUUCUCCACCCAUUACACGAGCCGGAUUUCUUUUCUCUCUUCCGCCUUCCCAACCAACCUUCGUCCGCAAAACCUUUUACAGAGAAGAGUAUCGCGAGCGGUGUUCGCAUCACCGGCUUUAUCGAUGCCUCCGACACGAAAAAGCACACUUUGGACACGAACAUGUUGGCGAUAUGGAAUAAGUAUCGCGCGUUUCUGGACAAGCAUGGGCGAGAGAAGGCGCUUGCGGUGCUCGUCCAAUUCCAGUGGCGUGGGAUGUGUGUAUUCGUGUCCCCUAUUGGUAUUGAUCCUGAAGAGUUCGAGGACGCGAAGAAGGCGGCAAAGGAGACGCCGCCUGAGUCAUGGGGGAUACGAUCAACGAACUCAUUCUUGCUGUGA
Molecule: messenger RNA, 711 nt
Organism: Cyclocybe aegerita
Lineage: Eukaryota; Fungi; Basidiomycota; Agaricomycetes; Agaricales; Hemipholiotaceae
Source: the annotation of a GenBank genome assembly